This is a messenger RNA of Closterium sp. Yama58-4, 657 nucleotides long. The record is from the annotation of a GenBank genome assembly. Lineage: Eukaryota; Viridiplantae; Streptophyta; Zygnematophyceae; Desmidiales; Closteriaceae.
AUGCCUCAUGUGCGCUCUCCUGUGGGUUGGGCGGCUGAAUUUGUCCCAUAUGCCGACCUCCUGCCACUCACUGCCGCCCACUGGAAUCAGAUCGCCGCUCGGUUUACCGCACACUACUGCUCCGUGGAGUGCCUCGAAUCCGCUGAAAGCCCAUUGACUGUCGUGGUGGCUGCGGGCGGCGAGGCCCUCCCAAUGCUGACAAAGCUCGCCGCCCUGCUGAACCACAGCAGCGGCAUUGGCAGCGGGGGAGGGAGCAACCGGGUAGGCGGAAGCUCCACCACUGCUGCCACCACUCCUACCGCUGCUACCAGCAAUAUCACCGCGCCUGGCACUUCUGCUGGUGCUGGUGCUGGUGCUGGUGGUGGUGGUGGUGGCACGGGCAGCAGCAGGAGGGCAGCGCGGGACUGGCAGGGCAUGGAGCAGCUGCCAGUGGAGAUCGAGCUGCCCCGCGCUUUCCACUUCCACUCCAUCUUCGCCUGCCCCGUCUCCCGUGAGCCCGCCUCCUACCCCGACAACCCGCCCGUGCUGCUGCCCUGUGGCCAUGUCGUGUGCCGUGCAUCCGUGCUGAAGCUCGCCAAGGGAGCUACGCGUCCCUUCAAAUGCCCCUACUGCCCUCUUGAGACCACACCGCUUGACUGCCGCCCCAUUCAGUUCUAG